Perognathus longimembris pacificus (Pacific pocket mouse) is the source of this 1604-nucleotide messenger RNA. It is a transcript of the gene Lix1, whose product is annotated as limb and CNS expressed 1. The coding region runs from base 273 to 1121 and encodes 282 amino acids. Gene Ontology annotation, cellular component: cytoplasm. The record is from RefSeq and is a predicted model, not a curated record. The transcript is spliced from 6 exons. NCBI's taxonomy places the organism in Eukaryota, Metazoa, Chordata, Mammalia, Rodentia, Heteromyidae. Gene Ontology annotation, biological process: autophagosome maturation.
UAGGUGGGUGUGUUUCACAGAAGGAAGCAAUGGGAACUCGCCUGUCAGCCAGCCUUUCGAGCUAAUUAGCUCAGCCUACAACAAAGAUAAGUAAGCCUGAGAGGAGGCCCCCUAAGGGGUCUUUAGAUUCUGGGAAAUGUCUGAUUGGCAGAUGUUAAAAGGGAUUCUUUGGUAAUCCAGUGCAUCAAUGAGCUGCACAAAUUCAGUCCAGGACUGCAAGAAUUCAGGCAUGAGGACACUCUGUGCAGGAGACUCCCACAGGCAGACCCGAGAUGGACAGGACCUUGGAAUCUCUGAGACACAUCAUUGCCCAAGCCCUGCCUCACCGAGACCCGGCUGGAGUCUUCAAAGACUUGAAUGUUGUGUCGAUGUUACAGGAGUUCUGGGAAAGCAAGCAGCAGCAGCGCGCCGCCUUCCCCGGUGAAGGCCUGGUGGUGUAUGAGUCCCUCCCAUCCUCCGGGCCCCCCUAUGUGAGUUACGUCACUCUCCCAGGGGGAAGCUGCUUUGGCAACUUUCAGUGCUGCUUAAGUAGAGCCGAGGCCAGGAGAGAUGCAGCCAAAGUGGCCCUCAUCAACUCCCUCUUCAAUGAGCUGCCCUCCCGCAGGAUCACCAAGGAAUUCAUUAUGGAAAGUGUUCAGGAAGCAGUGGCCUCCACCAGCGGCACUUUAGAUGACGCGGAUGACCCCAGUACAAGUGUUGGUGCCUAUCACUACAUGUUGGAAUCAAACAUGGGGAAGACCAUGCUGGAGUUUCAGGAACUGAUGACCAUUUUCCAGCUAUUACACUGGAAUGGGAGUUUAAAAGCCCUUCGUGAAACAAAGUGUUCUAGACAGGAAGUCAUCUCCUAUUAUUCCCAGUAUUCCCUAGAUGAGAAGAUGCGUAGCCAUAUGGCUUUGGACUGGAUAAUGAAGGAACGAGAGUCCCCUGGAAUCCUCUCUCAAGAGCUACGAAUAGCCCUGAGGCAGCUGGAGGAAGCCAGGAAGGCAGGACAAGAGCUGCGGUUUUACAAGGAAAAAAAGGAAAUCCUGAGCUUGGCUCUAACUCAAAUCUAUAGUGACCCUGAUCUUUCCUCACCCAGUGAUGACCAGCUGAGCCUCACUGCCCUAUGUGGCUAUCACUAGCAAGGCAAAGAUCCCAGGUCAGCCCCCCUCCCCCAGAACUCUUAUCAUUAGAAAACUGUCCGGUAGAGCAUUGGUAGCGAAUGCUACAAUUAGCUAUUAAUCCCUUUACCUAUUUCAUUCCCAGAAUGGGAAGGUAGUUGGGCUCUGACAGAAUCUGACAUCCAUGCAUUUUUUUGGUUUGUUUUUUUUUAUUCAGUCUUACACUCAGUGGUUCCAUCUCAAGGUGAAGAGAUUAGAUAGGAUCAUUUGAGAUAUAGAUUCCAGGGCUGGCUACAGUCUAAAGCCUAGUUGAUAUGUGCCUUGUUAGAUUCUAUAUGUUGUUUCUAAGAACAGGCCAGUAUAGCAUCCCCACAAAAUAGCAGCCAAGAUUAAGUAAGGCAAGUAGCAUGAUAAAAAAUUUUGAAAAAUAUAUGAGACUAAAUAAACGGUAUGGAUUGCUUCAAAAAUAUAAAAGGGUUAGAGUCUCUUCUUAACCUUUGGAUG